GCCGCAAACCGUUUCAUGGCAUCAGCGGCGGCAGCCACUGGCUGUGGUCGACGCGCAGAUCUGAGAUCUUUGUAGACGCCCGGAGGUGAGUGGCGUCGCCCAACGCGGACGCACGCCACCGGGGCCAAUUCCUCCUCCUAGCCUACACUCAAUUACAUCGCUCAUCUCUAAGUGACAUUCAACUCAAGCAUCUCCGUCGGAAACUGCCCUCGCAGCAGUCUCUAACAAGGCGAGAGCACCGAGCGGGCUCUUCGACGGGGCGGGAACCCAGGUUUCAUCUUCCCACGUUGCCAUCACUGAUCAGUGUGGCUGCUUGCAUUGUCCUCCCGAUUUGGCAGGCCCUGCUGAACUUGUACGACCACGUCCACGGCAGGCACCGCGGUAGCCACGCUCUUCUCUGAUCACGCGCAGGCGUGUAUAUAAACAUGGACGCGCCCCAGGUGCAAUGUUGUCGUCCGCUCCCAUUCGCAGGCAUCUGGCCACCGCUCUCUCUGUGCACAGAGCGACCGGAUCAUCCUCUAGCUUUCUUCAUCGUCAACGUUCAAUCAGCGGAGGCCUCACAAGAAUCUGCGCCGCCCGGCCCCCGGGAGCCUCGUACUCCUCCCAAGAAAGAGAAAGGGAAACGGCCCAAAGUUGUCCAAUCUACACCCCACCAGAUCAAGACCGUCGAUAGCGUUCAGGAUGCCAGCGGCUACAUCUCGAAAGACAGGCACGAGAAGUUCAUUCGCCGCGAGUACACCGACAAGAUCCAUUGGGACUUUGACGUCGAAACGCUCAUACUUGCUGUUUUCCGCUUCGGCUGGCAGCACAUACCCCCGACUCCGUACCGCAGUGCUGGCGCGAGCGCGAAGGACGCAGAGCACUAUUCGCUCUUGGGAGGCGAUAUCAGGGCGUACCGUAAAAGCGAAGAGAGACCCAGCUAUAAACCAUUGAAUCUCAUAUCAAAUGGGUUAUUGACGCAGCUCUACGGCCCGGACGAUGAAGGACGUCGCUCCACUCGUCAAGCGGAUAAUGAUAUCGACCGCCAUGGGCAACGGCUCGACGAUAUCAAAGCGCACUGGGCCCUCUCUGGUCGUGACUCCAGGCCGCGCACGUAUGCGGGUCGUCUCAUCACCCACGACUGCGAAGCUGUCAACUCUUACAAGUCAAAAGACAAGCCGGACGGUACCUACGGCAUUGCGCGAGGCAAGCCCGUGUGGGAGUGGGAGGUGGUCCCCAUAGAGGUCGGGAAGGACAAGGAAGAUAUCAAGAAGACGUUGCGAGAUAUAUUUGUCCGCUGCGAGAAUGGUAUAUUCACCAUAACGCAGGCGACUCGUCGCAGCUCCCAAGCCGAGCGCGAAGCAGCUGGAAAUGGUCCUGCUGACAAGACCGGGUCGGACCGUGAAGGCCAGUCCGUAGUGGAGACUGGGAACGAGGCGCCUGAGGACGAGGUGGCGUCGGAAGCUGAGGUCGAGGCCCUCCUCGAAGACGAGACCCAGAAUGUACAUACGUCGACCGGACACGUACCGCAGAAGACCAGCGUUGCCGUUUCCGUGAGCAAGCGGAAGCGCGCGGCCGAGGAGGAGAUUCCGACACUCGGUUCCAAGCGUGCGCGUACCACAUCCGAACCAUCUGGCGGACACCGCCGCAUGUCCUCCAAGGAGGUCCAAAUCGUGCGAUACGUGAACCAUAUCAUGUCGUCCAAUGUGCGCUCGUAUGCUGUCGGACUCCUCAUCGAGGGGAACAAGAUGCGACUCGUCUAUGGUGACCGCAUGGGUCUUGUGUUCACAAAAGCAUUCGAGUUCCUGGACAAGGAAGCCCCUCUGUUUCUCCUGGUUCUUGCCGCCAUGGGAGGUGCAGGCGUACACGACUUGGGGGUCCAUCCGUCCCUCAUCUUCAACCAGACCAUCGAUCAACGAGAUAUCUUCCACUUUGCAAGUGGCUAUACUUUGUCCGACGCGCUUGUUCGACUAGAGGUUCAAGAUGCACAGGGCGCCUCACACCAGCUCGAGUUCGAUAUCGACAGCGAUGAACCGGACGAGAUCCGCCCAGUCGACACCGCGUUCGGUCUCAUCGGUCGAGGGACGACCAUCAUCGCUGUCAAGGCCAGGCGUGGCCCUGCGCUGGAGAUGUGCGGGUCGGAACCGCUCGUUGCGAAGGUGGCGUGGCCACACAAGGCGCGUCAGGCCGAAGACAGGAUGAUACGUACUGUACGUCAGCAGUUGGCCGCGAAGAAAUCAAAAUACCUGGAGCAUGUCGUGGACUUGAAGUGCGCCGUCACGAAGAGCAUCGAGGAGAUGGGGCUGCCCCGUGUCGCGAUGGGGAUCAUCCCCGAGGAGCAAGACCGGCGCGUCUGCCGCACUCUAAUCCUCAAGCGCUACCAACGUUUGGAGGCCAUUGGGUCUGCGGAGGGUUUCCACAUCGUGUUUGUGGAUGUCGUUCGUGCUCAUUACUGGGUGUACGAGACGUCGAAGAUACUUCACCGCGAUAUCAGCAUCAACAACGUCAUGUGGUUUAUCAAGGACGGGCAAGUCAUCGGCGUACUUUGCGACUGGGAUCUCGCGGAAGAUCAUAGCAACGGCGAUGUUCGGUCUGCUCGACCUGCAAAAGCGAUGAGCGCUUCGUGGUUACCAUGGAGGAGCACGGAUGCGACGACGCCCAAUUCGUCGAACGAACCGCAGAGUCAAAGCAACGCGGAGCAAGUUACGGGGUCGACGACUGUGCCACCGGAGGGCGACCAUAUGAAAAAACCGAGGUACCGCACCGGUACUGGCCCGUUCAUGGCGCUGGACCUUCUGCGCGAAGGGAAUCCUCCAUUGCACAAGUAUCGCCACGACCUUGAAUCGUUCUUCUAUCUCUACGCCUACGCCGCAGCUGCGUACGACCCGACGAACAAAGCAUUCGAGCAUAUCGAGCAAUGGCAACACGUUUCGCUCAUUGACAUCGGGCACAGCAAGUACAGGUUCCUCACAGAUCUCCGGGAAUUCAACAACGUCUUCGGGAAGGCACACGAGGCGUUCAAGCCCUUGCUCGAACCAGGCAGCUUCUUGAAGCAGCUUCGCUUGGAGUUCGCGGACAUCGAGUACGAGAUGGACACGAUCAAGCGCUUGGUGAACCGAGAAGCUUCAACUGAUUUGACCGAACAGAUUGAGAAGGUACAGCAGAAGAGGGACAAGAUGAUGACGUACAAGAAGUUCAUGGAGAUAUUGGGAGCACCGGAGGACGUCUAAGUAGUAUGCUCGCUGGUCAUGUAAUCUCAGUUUGUAGUAUUCAGCAUACAGGUGGAGGCAGAAUCAGCAGUGGACUGUUCGUAAUCCCUCAUGUCACGAAUAUCGUAUUAUCAAGUACUUUGAUUCAGACAGAUGUCUGCCAACCCGGACACUGCUUUGCAUACUGGUCGCCGUCCUUUCGCUGCGGGUACUGCCAUGCUACUAUUACAUACAGCGGCUUGUCAUUUGACGACGGACAGCAGGGGCAGAGAUGAACGGGCCAGGAGUCAGCUUUCCGGACAUGCGGAGACCGAUGGGGGCGUCGCAGAUGUUGGGGAACAGCCUAGAAACGGGGACACGCGCGAGGAUGCAGGUAGUGAGGAAGUUGGCCAUAUCGAAUCGUGGCUAACAUGUUCCAUGACCGCACG
Messenger RNA from Rhodofomes roseus, 3616 nucleotides. RefSeq lists its product as uncharacterized. NCBI's taxonomy places the organism in Eukaryota, Fungi, Basidiomycota, Agaricomycetes, Polyporales, Fomitopsidaceae. The record is from RefSeq and is a predicted model, not a curated record. The coding region runs from base 426 to 3209 and encodes 927 amino acids. The transcript has 7 exons.